AUGUCUGACAACGAGAGCAACAGCGAUGUCGAGGAGGUGAAAGAGGUUUCACCGCCUGCUACCAACCGUCAGAUGAGCGCAGAUGAAAUGCAGCGACUUGCUGAGGAACGUACCAAGAUAAGAGCACAACUGCGCGCCUUCUCACAGGCCAAUCAGUCCCAUCCCCAGGAGGCGCGGCCACAAGCUGUUGACGAGGAUGGCGUGCCACUGGACAUGAAAAAAGGCAUGGAAUAUUUGCAGGAGCCCCUAGAGGAGUACAAGGAGGUGGAAUUGGCAGAGAAACUGCUCAAGAGGAAACGCCAGGAAGACGAAGGAAUUCGGGGCGAAAGCGACGGCGAGGACUUUGAGGACCUACUAGACAUGUUUGGAAUCGAUGCUGAGGAAAUAUCUAUUAACAUGGUCCUAAACCAACGACAACAGCUACUGCUGGAGAAUAUGGAUGCCGAGCAGAUAAAUCGAUAUGAAUAUUUUAGAAGAACCAACCUGAACACAGGAGGCAUCAAAAAACUAGUCAACAUGGCCAUUGGCUACAAUGUGGGAACGGAUUUCGCGAAGAUACUGGCUGGUGUCGGGAAAGUGUUUGUCGGAGAGGUUGUCGAGAAGGCAAAGGAAGUGCAGAAACGACAGAACCGCGCUCGUGUCGAGGAACAACUGGAGUACAAGCGCAAAUUGAAGCGAUACGAGAUCGAGGUCGCAGAGCUUGAGAACGAGAUCAAGAGACGUAAACUGAACAAGGAAAGCGCUGACGACCUGCCUGAUGUGGCCGAUAUUCCCCGUCCCGACGGCCCGGCUGCCACGUUCAACAGCUACAGAGUUAAUAUUCCCGACGAUAGAGACCAGCUUACACCAGACCACAUUCGCGAGGCAUGGCGUCUCCUGAUAGAAGAAAAUCACACGGUUUUGCAGCCGCGAUGGAGAAAGCAGGGCGGUGGAGACGGAUGGUUAUUCCGCUAG
Messenger RNA from Ogataea haglerorum, 954 nucleotides. RefSeq lists its product as uncharacterized. Bases 1 to 954 code for a protein of 317 amino acids. Gene Ontology annotation, cellular component: transcription factor TFIID complex; nucleus. Gene Ontology annotation, molecular function: protein heterodimerization activity; transcription coactivator activity. The record is from RefSeq and is a predicted model, not a curated record. Gene Ontology annotation, biological process: RNA polymerase II preinitiation complex assembly; transcription initiation at RNA polymerase II promoter. Lineage: Eukaryota; Fungi; Ascomycota; Pichiomycetes; Pichiales; Pichiaceae. The transcript has a single exon.